This is a messenger RNA of Ruditapes philippinarum (Manila clam), 1435 nucleotides long. RefSeq names its product proton-coupled folate transporter-like. Gene Ontology annotation, biological process: transmembrane transport. NCBI's taxonomy places the organism in Eukaryota, Metazoa, Mollusca, Bivalvia, Venerida, Veneridae. The record is from RefSeq and is a predicted model, not a curated record. Gene Ontology annotation, cellular component: membrane. Gene Ontology annotation, molecular function: transmembrane transporter activity.
UAGUAAUGUAAUCAAGCGUGCCUAAUGAACAGAGGAAGUAAAAAUUAUUGAAUAAUUUUAUAUAUUUUAUUCAAUUACUUGGAAGAUAUAUCAAGUUUGCAUAUAUGAAGAUGUACUGACAUUUCAACUUCUUGUGUAGAUGAUGGGGGUUUAAAAUAUGACAGGAAACAUUCUUAGCAGUGCCUAACUUAAGGAUACAAUAGUAGGCAUUAUUUCUUUGACAAAUUAUUCAAAAUGGCUACUCAACCAAACAGCCCAUCAGGGCUUCGUAAAGCAAAUGAUGUGUGUAUGAACUUUCUGGACUCCAUUCAAUCUUACAUAGUUGAAGCUGCAUACUUCAUGUUUUUCUUGGCACGUCACAUGUCAUUACCACUCUUUCAGGAAUACGUAAGUUCUGAAACAUAUAAACAAAAACAUUUGAAUCCUAGAGAUGCUGAUAUUGAAGGAAAACCUGUGAAUGAAACUUUGCUGUAUCAUGACGCACAGAGAGAGUCUACAGUUACAAUUCUAAGCCUGCAGAUUGCUGAAGGCUUGCCUGCUGUUGUUGCAGUUAUUAUAUUAGGUGCACUUAGUGACAGGACAGGUCGACGUAAAAUAUUAUUAUGGCUGCCUGCUCUUGGGAGUACGAUAUAUUGUUUGAUAUACAUUCUGAUACAGUAUACAGGCUGGGCUCUGGACGGUCUUUUUAUGGCAUCAGCUGUGAGGGGAUUGAGUGGAAGCAUGACCGCAUUUCUGGCUGGGGGGUCAUACUAUGCUAUAAAUGUUGUCAAGCCUCAUCAGAGAUCAAGUCGACUUGCUCUUCAAGAACUUUUAAAUGGUGCUGCAUAUGCUGUAGCAAAUAUAAUGGCUGGGUUCUGGGUGGCUUCCAGUGAUUAUAGUUUCUUGGAGCCCUUUUGGUUUUGUUUUAUAUGUAGUUUGAUAUCAUUCUUGCUGUCAUUUUUCUUGGUGAAAGAAAUUGAACCAAAUCGAUCACCGAGAAGAGACAUUUCGGGAAAUUGUUGUAUUGACACAUUUGGACCAAUGGGACGUUUUUUCCGAUGUAGAGGCAACAUAAAGCUUGUAAGGAUAUGGUUAGCUAUUCUAGCAUUCCAAACCUAUGCUAUUGUGCACCUUGGUCAGAUUAAUACCUUAGUCUUAUACUUGCUUGGUGAACCAAUGGCAUGGCCAGUCAAUAAAAUAGGUGUGUUUCUAUCAGUCGCAAUGGCAUGUGCUGCUAUGAGCACAGGAAUGGUACCCCCGUUCUUGAGAAACUAUGUUACAGAUGUACACAUUGCCUUUGCUGGAUUCCUGUCAAAAGCUCUUGGCACCUUGUGGAUUACUGUGGUACAUAAUGAUACUGCUAUUUACUUUGGUAUAUUGCUGUUAGUGUGUGAGUUGCUGCCAUUCCCCAUGAUGAGGGCAAUUGUAGCCAAGGACAUUUCACCAUCAGAACAAG